This is a messenger RNA of Linum tenue, 1697 nucleotides long. The record is from the annotation of a GenBank genome assembly. Lineage: Eukaryota; Viridiplantae; Streptophyta; Magnoliopsida; Malpighiales; Linaceae.
UGGCAUCAUUAGCCAUGGCGUCUUCACUUUCUGCUUCUUCAUUUCGAUUGUAUAUGGACUACCGUCGACGCUGGUCGCUGUUCAUGACGACGAUGGUGGUGGCGGUGGCGGCGAUGAUUAGCUGCUCGGAGGGUCAAAUGGUCCCGGCGGCGUUCGUGUUUGGUGACUCGGUGGUGGACGUCGGGAACAACAACCACCUCCUCUUCUCGAUAGCCAAAUCCAAUUACCCACACUACGGUGUCGAUUUUGCGUAUGGCGAACCCACCGGACGCUUCUCCAACGGCAAGAUCCCUUCCGAUUUGGUCGCUGAAAAACUUGGUCUGCCAUCCCCGCCGCCAUAUCUAUCGAUCAGGCACAUCUGGCAAAACAUUAACAAGAAUGUGUCUGAGCUCGGGUUCGGGUUUGGGUUCGGGUCCGGGUCCAUCCCCUUAACCGGUUUGAACUUCGCUUCCGCUGGUUGCGGUGUGUUGAAGAACACUGGAUCCAUUUUCGUAAGUUGGAAUCUUCUGUUUGUUUUAGCAGGUCUCUCAGACUAUAAUGUUAUGUUGUGAUUAGGUUUUUUGACUUGAGCAGGGGGUUCACAUUUCGCUGGAGGAGCAAGUUGAUUACUAUGCCAAGGUCUACUCCACUCUGUUGAAGCUCCGAGGGUACGACCGGACCGAAAACAUAGUGAGCAAAGCCUUGUUCCUGGUUGUGAUCGGCAGCAACGACAUGCUCAACUACUACGAUUCCGACAGUCUUCGCGAGAAGUUCGCCCCCCAAGAUCGUUCCAACCAGACAGCCUCCAAGCUCGUAGAACAGCUCGAGAGGUUAUACGCGUAUGGAGCUCGUAGAUUCGCCCUCACAGGGCUCCCUGCGCUCGGAUGUGCUCCUGCAAGAAGGCUCCCUGUCAAGAAUCAGGAGUGCGACAAUGAGUUGAAUUCCAUGUGUGAUACGUACAACCGAAUGCUCAAGCCAAUGCUGCAACGGUUCAAAUCCAAGCACAAGGGUGUCAGCUACACGUACUUCGACGCCUACACUUUCUUCCUAGACGUCGUCAACAAUGCAUCUCGCUAUGGAUUUAGUGAGACCAAGGCUGCAUGUUGUGGGGUUGGAAAAUUGGAAGCUGAAUUCCUUUGCACUCCCUUCUCGGACUAUUGUGAGGACAGAAACAAGUACAUGUUCUUUGACAGGAUUCAUCCCACAGAGGCGAUGUACCGCCACGUGGUGGAUGCCAUUAUCGACGGUCCGUCGAAAUAUGUAGCACCGAUGAACAUCAGGAAAUUAGUUUCUGAGCAUGCUUCUUAGAGCAGAAGGAAGCUAGCUAGGCUAGUAGUUUUAGUUUAGGGUUAUCAGAGUUUAGACAGACUGUUGUUGCAAAUGCAUGCAUGUAACUGUAAGUCCAAGGUUGUAUGAAAGUUGCCACAUGCAGACACAUUGUUUAAGUCCUAAAAAUAUUGGGUUUAUGCUGGAAGGUGACAAGAUUUUCUAGUUGAUGAGCAAUGGGAAAUAUGAACCACGAUUCAUUCACUUCGCCGAAGGUUUUCGAGACAAGAAAUGGGUAUAACAAAAAACUGUGUAGUUAAAAAGGCAGUUUAUAACAGCCUGUUUGCUGGGUUAUAGAAGCGAAUAAGAUGAGAGGAUACCUCUGACCCGCCGCUAUCAGUCACUAGAAGGAGAUCUCCUUGAAGAAGAGGUUGAGAACGCCAUUGUCAACA